AUGUCUGGACGACCACCCCCACCGCCCGGAUGGGCUCCACCAUCGCCGCCAGGAGCUCCUCCCGGACUGUCAGCACCUCCUCCACCCCCAGGCUUCAAAGCAGACCCUCAGGCCGCCAAGCUGCAGGAAAAGAAGCAGAAAUGGCUUCGACAGCAGAGACAGCGGUUCGCCGAGAAGCGCAGAGGAGGGUUUGUGGAAACACAGAAGGCUGAUAUGCCGCCGGAGCAUCUGCGCAAAAUCGUGAGGGAUAUUGGAGAUGUGUCGCAGAAGAAGUUCAGCGCAGACAAGAGAAGUUAUCUUGGAGCCUUGAAGUUCAUGCCGCAUGCCGUGUUGAAGUUGCUGGAGAAUAUGCCAAUGCCGUGGGAGAGCAGCCGCGAGGUGAAGGUGCUAUACCACGUCAACGGAUGUUUGACACUGGUGAACGAGAUUCCUCGAGUCAUCGAGCCUGUGUUCCAUGCGCAAUGGGCAACAAUGUGGGUUGUCAUGAGACGAGAGAAAAGCGACAGACGGCAUUUCAAGCGUAUGCGGUUUCCACCUUUCGAUGACGAGGAGCCACCACUUUCUUGGAGCGAGAACAUUGAGGACGUUGAGCCUCUGGAGCCGAUUCAGAUGGAGUUGGACGAAGAGGAAGAUGAGGCAGUUUACGAGUGGUUCUACGAUCACCGACCACUAUCAGACACAAGCCACGUCAAUGGGCCGAGCUACAAGGACUGGAACCUGUCAUUACCACAGAUGGCCACACUCCACAGACUGAGCAAUCCUCUACUGUCAGAUAUCAACGACCGCAACUACUUCCACCUUUUCGAUAUGCCAGCCUUUGCCACCGCGAAGGCACUGAACGUGGCGAUACCUGGUGGGCCACGAUUCGAGCCGUUGUACAAGGAUAUCGACCCGAACGAUGAGGACUUUGGCGAGUUCAACGCGAUCGACCGAAUCAUCUUCCGAGCACCGAUCCGAACAGAAUACCGAGUCGCAUUCCCAUACCUAUACAACAGCUUGCCGCGAAGCGUGAAGCUUGGUGUGUACAGCUCGCCGCAGAACGUGUAUGUGAAGACGGAGGACCCCAAUCUACCACCCUUCUACUUUGACCCGGUGAUCAACCCAAUUUCCUCCCGAUCGGUAGCGCCGAAGAACCUCACAGUCAGCCACGAAGACGAGAUCUUUGGACCUGGCAGCAAUGAGGAGCCAGAUGAGGAGGAAGGAGGAUUCAGCUUGCCUGGCGAAGUUGAGCCAUUCUUUGAAGAUCACAAUCUAUACAACGAUGAUACUGCGUCUGCCAUCGCACUGUGGUGGGCGCCAUACCCAUUCGACAGGAGAUCAGGCAAGAUGGUCAGAGCACAAGACGUACCAUUGGUCAAGCAGUGGUAUCUCGAGCACGUACCCCAAGGGCAGCCUGUGAAGGUGCGGGUGUCUUACCAGAAGCUGCUUAAGACUUACGUUCUGAACGAGCUGCACAAGAAGCCACCGAAGGCGCAGAACAAGCAGAACCUGUGUCGCAGCUUGAAGACUACCAAGUUCUUCCAGCAGACAACGAUCGACUGGGUCGAGGCUGGUCUGCAAGUGUGCAGGCAAGGUUUCAACAUGUUGAACUUGCUCAUCCACCGCAAGAACUUGACCUAUCUCCACCUUGACUACAACUUCAACUUGAAGCCAAUCAAGACCCUGACCACCAAGGAGCGCAAGAAGUCGCGGUUCGGAAACGCAUUCCAUCUGAUGCGUGAGAUCCUGCGCUUGACGAAGCUCAUCGUCGAUGCCCAAGUUCAGUACCGACUGGGUAACAUCGAUGCGUUCCAGCUCGCUGAUGGUAUCCUCUACGCCUUCAACCACGUCGGUCAGCUCACUGGUAUGUACCGAUACAAGUACAAGCUCAUGCAUCAAAUCCGAUCUUGCAAGGAUUUGAAGCACUUGAUCUACUACCGAUUCAACUCCGGCCCGGUCGGCAAGGGUCCUGGUUGCGGCUUCUGGGCUCCAGCCUGGAGAGUGUGGUUGUUCUUCCUGCGCGGCAUCAUUCCUUUGCUCGAGCGAUGGCUCGGCAACUUGCUCAGCAGACAGUUCGAAGGUCGUCAUUCCAAGGGUGUAGCCAAGACUGUCACCAAGCAGCGUGUGGAAUCACACUUCGAUCUUGAGCUGCGUGCUUCGGUCAUGGCUGACCUGAUGGACAUGAUGCCCGAAGGUAUUAAGCAAAGCAAGGUCAACACCGUCUUGCAGCAUCUGUCAGAGGCAUGGCGAUGCUGGAAGUCCAACAUCCCGUGGAAGGUGCCUGGUCUUCCAAAGCCGAUCGAGGACAUCAUCCUUCGCUACGUCAAAUCGAAGGCUGACUGGUGGGUGUCUGUCGCGCAUUACAACAGAGAGCGCAUCAGGCGAGGAGCGACAGUCGACAAGACUGUUGCGAAGAAGAACUUGGGUCGUCUCACCAGACUGUGGUUGAAGGCUGAGCAAGAGCGCCAGCACAACUACCUCAAGGACGGUCCAUAUGUCAGCACAGAAGAAGGUGUCGCCAUCUUCACGACAGCUGUGCACUGGCUGGAGAGCCGCAAGUUCCAGCCAAUACCGUUCCCCUCUGUCAGCUACAAGCAUGACACCAAGAUCUUGAUCUUGGCGCUUGAGCGACUUCGCGAGGCAUACUCAGUCAAGGGUCGUCUCAACCAGAGCCAGCGUGAGGAGCUGGCCCUCAUUGAGCAGGCAUACGACAGCCCUGGCACAACGCUCGCACGUAUCAAGCGCUUCCUGCUGACCCAGCGAUCCUUCAAGGAGGUUGGCAUCGACAUGAAUGACAACUACAGUUCCAUCAACCCGGUGUACGACAUUGAGCCAAUCGAGAAGAUCACCGAUGCUUACCUUGACCAGUAUUUGUGGUACCAAGCAGAUCAGCGACGACUCUUCCCGGCCUGGAUCAAGCCCUCAGACUCCGAAGUGCCACCCCUCCUCACCUACAAGUGGGCGCAAGGUAUCAACAACCUUUCGAAUGUGUGGAGUGUCGACGAAGGCGAGUGCAAUGUCAUGCUCGAGACAAGACUGGACAAGGUCUAUGAGAAGAUGGACAUCACUCUGCUCAACAGACUUCUCAGAUUGAUCAUGGACCACAACUUGGCGGAUUACAUCUCGUCCAAGAACAAUGUGCAGCUUAACUACAAGGACAUGAACCACACCAACGCAUACGGUAUGAUUCGUGGUCUACAAUUCAGCGCCUUCGUCUUCCAGUACUACGGUCUGAUUAUCGAUCUGCUCCUCCUUGGUCUGCAACGUGCCUCCGAGAUGGCUGGUCCUCCCAAUGCGCCGAACGACUUUUUGCAAUACAAGGAUCGAGCGACCGAGUCGAAGCACCCCAUCCGACUGUACACCAGAUACAUCGACAAGAUCUGGAUCUUCUUCAGGUUCAGCGCCGAUGAUACGAGAGAUCUCAUCCAGCGUUUCCUGACCGAGCAACCAGAUCCGAACUUUGAGAACGUGAUCGGCUACAAGAAUAAGAAGUGCUGGCCACGUGACUCUCGCAUGAGGCUGAUGCGCCACGAUGUCAACCUUGGUCGUGCCGUUUUCUGGGACAUGAAGAAUAGACUGCCCCGAAGCAUCACUACCGUUGAGUGGGAUGACACUUUCGCUAGCGUCUACAGCAGGGACAACCCGAACUUGCUGUUCGCCAUGAACGGCUUCGAGGUCCGCAUUUUGCCAAAGUGCAGGAACAUGAACGACGAGUUUCCAACCAAGGACUCUGUGUGGGCCCUUGUCGACAACGCGACCAAGGAGAGGACUGCGCACGCUUUCUUGCAGGUCACCGAGGAGGACAUCGCCAAGUUCAACAACCGCAUUCGACAGAUCUUGAUGAGCUCUGGCAGCACAACCUUUACGAAAAUCGCAAAUAAGUGGAACACCACUUUGAUCGCUCUCUUCACAUACUACCGCGAAGCCGCGGUCAGUACCGUGAAUCUGCUCGACACUAUUGUCAAAUGCGAGACCAAGAUUCAGACUCGUGUCAAGAUCGGUCUCAACUCGAAGAUGCCUUCUCGCUUCCCACCAGCUGUGUUCUACACACCGAAGGAACUUGGUGGCCUCGGUAUGAUCUCAGGAUCUCACAUCCUCAUCCCGGCCUCGGACAAGCGAUGGAGCAAGCAGACCGACAGUGGUGUUUCCCACUUCCGCGCUGGUAUGAGCCACGACGAAGAGACACUGAUUCCCAACAUCUUCCGUUACAUCAUCCCUUGGGAGGCAGAGUUCAUCGACUCGCAGCGUGUCUGGACCGAAUACUCGCAGAAGCGGUUGGAGGCCAAUCAGCAGAAUCGAAGACUAACCCUCGAGGACCUGGAAGACUCCUGGGACCGCGGUCUGCCACGAAUCAAUACUCUGUUCCAGAAAGAUAGAUCAACAUUGUCUUUCGACAAGGGCUUCCGAGCACGAACCGAGUUCAAGCUGUACCAGCACAUGAAGAGCAACCCAUUCUGGUGGACAUCUCAGCGACAUGAUGGCAAGCUGUGGAACUUGAACAGUUACAGAACCGACGUCAUCCAGGCGCUCGGUGGUGUCGAGACGAUCCUGGAGCAUACCCUCUUCAAGGCGACCGCCUUCCCCUCUUGGGAGGGACUGUUCUGGGAGAAAGCCAGCGGUUUCGAAGAGUCGAUGAAAUUCAAGAAGCUCACUAACGCCCAACGUUCUGGUCUGAACCAAAUCCCUAAUCGUCGUUUCACUCUCUGGUGGAGUCCUACGAUCAACCGAGCCAACGUCUACGUUGGUUUCCAGGUUCAGCUCGACCUGACUGGUAUCUUCUUGCACGGAAAGAUUCCUACACUCAAGAUCUCACUGAUCCAGAUCUUCCGUGCUCACUUGUGGCAGAAGAUCCACGAGUCUGUGGUGAUGGAUCUUUGCCAGGUCUUCGACCAGGAGCUCGAAGCACUCGGUAUCGAGACUGUCCAGAAGGAGACCAUUCAUCCUCGUAAGAGUUACAAGAUGAACUCUUCUUGCGCUGACAUCCUGCUUUUUGCUUCGCACAAGUGGAGUGUAAGCAACCCAAGCUUGCUUUACGACACCAAGGACAACAUGGGCUUGACGACCACCAACAAGUUCUGGGUUGACGUCCAGCUGAGAUAUGGUGACUACGAUUCUCACGACAUCGAGCGCUACGUUCGUGCCAAGUACCUGGACUACACGACCGACAGCAUGUCAAUCUACCCAUCGGCCACUGGUCUCAUGAUCGGUGUUGACUUGGCCUACAACUUGUACUCGGCUUACGGACAGUACUUCCCUGGUCUCAAGCAGCUCGUGCAGCAGGCGAUGGCCAAGAUCAUGAAGGCCAACCCAGCGCUGUAUGUACUUCGCGAGCGUAUUCGCAAGGGUCUGCAGCUGUACGCCUCGGAGAGCAACCAGGAGUUCUUGAAUUCUCAGAACUACUCCGAGCUAUUCAGCAACCAGAUCCAACUCUUCAUCGAUGACACGAAUGUCUACCGUGUUACUAUCCACAAGACGUUCGAAGGUAACUUGACGACCAAGCCCAUCAACGGAGCCAUCUUCAUCUUCAACCCACGCACAGGACAGCUGUUCCUCAAGAUCAUCCAUACAAGCGUGUGGGCUGGACAGAAGCGUCUUGGUCAGUUGGCCAAAUGGAAGACUGCAGAAGAAGUCGCAGCACUCAUUCGAUCGUUGCCCGUCGAAGAGCAGCCAAAGCAACUCAUCGUCACCAGAAAGGGUCUGCUUGAUCCGCUCGAGGUGCACCUGCUUGACUUCCCGAACAUCAGCAUUCGUGCUUCGGAGCUGCAGCUACCAUUCCAGGCAGCCAUGAAGGUCGAGAAGCUAGGAGACAUGAUCUUGCGUGCUACCGAGCCUCAGAUGGUGCUCUUCAACCUGUACGAUGAGUGGCUCAAGAGCAUCUCGUCUUACACGGCUUUCUCGCGUCUCAUCUUGAUACUGCGUGCGCUGCACGUCAAUCAGGACAAGACAAAGCUGUUGCUGCGACCAGACAAGACCGUCAUCACGCAAGAGCACCACAUCUGGCCAACGUUGUCUGAUGACGACUGGGUCAAGGUCGAGGUGCAGCUGCGUGACCUCAUCUUGAACGACUACGGCAAGAAGAACAACGUCAACACCUCGUCUUUGACCAACAGCGAGAUUCGCGACAUCAUCCUGGGUAUGGAGAUUAGCGCGCCAAGCAUGCAGAGACAGCAAGCUGCCGAGAUCGAGAAGCAGCAACAGGACCAACAACAGCUCACUGCUGUCACCACAAAGACGCAGAACGUGCAAGGAGAAGACAUGAUCGUCACGACCACGUCUGCGUAUGAACAACAGAGCUUCGCUUCGAAGACGGAGUGGCGGACACGAGCCAUCGCCACCAGCAAUCUGCGAACAAGAGCAAACAAUAUCUACAUCUCAUCGGAGGACAUCCGCGAUGACGAAGACCACUUCACCUACGUCAUGCCGAAGAACAUUUUGAAGCGCUUCAUUGCUGUUGCAGAUCUGCGUGUGCAAGUGGCAGGCUACCUCUAUGGUGUCAGUCCGCCCGACAAUAAGCAGGUGAAGGAAGUCAAGUGCAUUGUCAUGAUCCCACAAGUCGGCAGCACGCGCGACAUCCAGCUGCCUAGGAACCUGCCCGAAAAUGAGAUGCUCAACGGUCUCGAAUCUCUUGGUGUCAUUCACACAUCUGCUGGCAACGAGACAAAUUACAUGACGGCACAAGAUGUCACCACACAUGCCAAGCUGAUGGCUGCUCACUCGACUUGGGACAGGAAGACAGUCACGAUGACUGUCAACUUCACACCAGGAUCAGUAUCGCUUUCUGCUUGGUCGCUGACGCCACAAGGAUACCAGUGGGGUGCCGAGAACAAAGACCUCUCAUCAGACCAGCCAGCUGGCUUCACCACAAGCCUUGGCGAGAAGAGUCAGCUCUUGCUGUCCGACAAGAUCCGCGGCUACUUCCUUGUGCCAGAAGACGAGAGGUGGAAUUGGAGUUUCAUGGGCUCAGGAUUUGGAGACCGCGAGAAGGGACGAGUCUAUGUCCAGGUUGGCGUACCACGACGAUUCUACGAUGAUGUGCACAGACCGGUGCAUUUCCAAAACUUUGCCGAGUUGGAGGACGUUUGGGUGGAUCGCAGUGAUAACUUGGCAUAA
Messenger RNA from Fulvia fulva, 7089 nucleotides. RefSeq names its product Pre-mRNA-processing-splicing factor 8. The transcript has 2 exons. Gene Ontology annotation, biological process: mRNA splicing, via spliceosome; spliceosomal tri-snRNP complex assembly. The coding region runs from base 1 to 7089 and encodes 2362 amino acids. The record is from RefSeq and is a predicted model, not a curated record. Lineage: Eukaryota; Fungi; Ascomycota; Dothideomycetes; Mycosphaerellales; Mycosphaerellaceae. Gene Ontology annotation, molecular function: protein binding; metallopeptidase activity; U2 snRNA binding. Gene Ontology annotation, cellular component: catalytic step 2 spliceosome; U5 snRNP.